CCUUGGUGUUGAGUGCUGUAAAGGUGACUCUGUGUGGUUGGACACGUCGGGCGCGGUGGUGUAAGCGGUGCUCUGCUCUUGCCAACUUAUAGACAUGGCAUUCUGUGCCCCGCGUGCUGUGGAGCUCCAGGCUCGGCUGGCAUACACGGCGCGAGUUUAUGUACACAGAAGCUAUUCAUCACGCUCUCUAAAUGAAGUGGUAAUAGCGAGUGCCGUCAGGACCCCAAUCGGAUCAUUUCAGGGGACUUUGUCUUCAUUGCCUGCGACUAAACUUGGCUCCGUAGCCAUUAAAGCUGCCAUAGAGAAAGCUGGCAUCCCAGCAGAUGAAGUGAAGGAAGUAUACAUGGGCAACGUGCUACAGGCAGGCCAAGGACAAGCACCCACCAGACAGGCGGCACUUGGCGCAGGCCUGCCAAUAUCCACCCCAACCACCACCAUCAACAAAGUAUGUGCGUCAGGAAUGAAGGCUGUCAUGUUGGCUGCACAGAACCUCAUGUGUGGGCACCAGGACGUGAUGGUAGCCGGGGGCAUGGAAAGCAUGUCUAAUGUGCCCUAUUGCAUGAGCAGAGGAGCCACGCCGUAUGGAGGAGUAAAACUGGAAGACUUGAUCGUAAAAGACGGUCUGACUGAUGUCUACAACAAAAUCCACAUGGGAAACUGCGCAGAAAACACAGCCAAGAAGUUUAACAUUGCUCGUGAGGAGCAAGAUAACUACGCCAUCAGCUCUUAUACCAGGAGUAAAGCCGCCUGGGCCGCUGGGCUACUAGCCAGUGAGAUUGCACCUGUGACCAUUUCACAAAAAGGUAAACCGGAUGUUCUAGUGCAAGAAGACGAGGAGUACAAGCGAGUUGACUUCAGUAAAUUCCCAAAACUCAAGACUGUCUUCCAAAAGGACAAUGGUACCAUCACAGCCGCCAACGCCAGCACGUUGAAUGACGGAGCGGCUGCUUUGGUUCUCAUGACGUCCGGAGCUGCAGAAAAGCUGAAAGUUAAACCUCUUGCUAGAAUAGUGGCUUUUGCAGACUCCGCUGUGGACCCCAUUGACUUCCCCAUUGCUCCUGCCUAUGCGAUACCCAAGGUUCUGAGUCAGGCUGGAUUGAAGAAAGAAGACAUUGCCAUGUGGGAAAUUAAUGAAGCGUUUAGUGUUGUUGUUCUGGCCAAUAUCAAAAUGCUGGAGAUUGACCCAGCAAAAGUCAACAUUAAUGGAGGCGCCGUGUCCCUCGGGCAUCCCAUAGGGAUGUCGGGUGCCAGAAUUAUUGGUCACAUGGCUCAUGCAUUGAAGAAGGGGCAGUUUGGACUGGCUGGAAUCUGUAAUGGCGGAGGUGGCGCAUCUGCAGUCCUGAUUGAGAAGCUGUAGGCGCCGCUUGCUUAAAGCUUGUAGUAUUUGGAGGAUAGUGCUGUCUCAUCCAGGGGCCUCACCUAUUAAUAUACUUUAAUGUCUGUUACACCUGACGCUUUACUUGUUGAAUAUACCGUAUUUUAUAUCGCGUGGCUACCUGGGAUUACCUCUCUAAAAAUUCUGAUUUACAAAAACCAACGCUGAUUUUUUUUUAUAUAUAAAAACAAUAAAUAUUCUAACUGAAAGAGGUGCGAAGGACCCUGUAGAUCCACUUAAAUCUCUUAUGGUACAGAGCCAGCUGCAUGAAAUCUCUGGGAAGCUGCAUCAUUAACUGUUUAAUGACGGCACAAUAAAUCUGAUUAUUUUUGGAAAAAACAAA
This is a messenger RNA of Spea bombifrons (plains spadefoot toad), 1718 nucleotides long. It is a transcript of the gene ACAT1, whose product is annotated as acetyl-CoA acetyltransferase 1. The coding region runs from base 95 to 1357 and encodes 420 amino acids. Lineage: Eukaryota; Metazoa; Chordata; Amphibia; Anura; Pelobatidae. Gene Ontology annotation, biological process: fatty acid beta-oxidation. Gene Ontology annotation, molecular function: acetyl-CoA C-acetyltransferase activity. The record is from RefSeq and is a predicted model, not a curated record. The transcript is spliced from 12 exons.